AUGUUUUCAAUUUCUCUCAUUUUAGGAUUUUACCAAGUCGAUGUCCACGUUGAGGGGAACCAGGAAAAACAAGAGAAACCUCUGUGGCAAGUACUAUUCAUGGAUAACAAAACAUUGAGUAAAGAAGUACAGAAAGUUUUAGAAAAACCAUUUAAUCUGGAUUCAACUGCAGAUUUUUCGGGAACAAUGCCCUAUAAAUGUGACUCUAGUAGAAUGAAUUUGCCGGUUGUUUCUGAAUUAAUUAUUAAUGAUAGAAACUAUUCAAGAAAGAAAGCUGAUUACCUGAAUGUAUGUGAAAAGUUGCAGGUUGAUGUUAAGCAGGAGAAAACUCAUAGUGGAGAGAAGUCUUAUGAAUGUAAUAAAAAUGUGAAAGCUCUCAGUUAUGAGAAAGAUCAUCAGAAAUUUCAAACUCUGGAGCAAUCUUUUGAAUGUAAUGAAUUUGGGAAAGUUUUACAUGAUAAGACUGUCGGUGUUACAGCUAAGAGUUCUCUAACAGGAGAGGAAUCCUGUAAGAAUUUUGAAUUUAGGAAAAACUUUGAUAAAGCAACUCUAUUUAACCACAUGAGAAAUGGCACAAGGGAAAAGUGCUUUAGUCUUAAUGAAGAUGGGAAACCCUGUGACAAAACCACCAUUGUGGAAUACAGUCAAGUUUGCAUGGCUAUGACACGCUAUGAAUGUCAUGAAAGUGGGAAUAACUUCAACAGGAAUUCACCCCUCACUCAACCUCAGAGAACUGUUAUAGGACAGGUUGCUUUUGAAAGCGGUAAAUCUGAAGAAAACUUGAGCCAGAGCUCAGCCCAUGUAGUACAUCAGAAGACACAAACUGGAGAUAAAUUCUGUGUUUAUAAUGAAUGUACAAAUGCCUUCUAUCAGAAAUUAGACCUUACAGUACAUCAGAGAACUCACACAGAAGAGAAAUUCUACCAGUGUGGUAAAUAUGGGAAAUCCUUCCAUCAAAACUCAGCCCUCGAUGUACUUCAGCCAAGUGACACAGGAGAGAAGUCAUUUGAAUAUAGUGAAUGUAGGAAAUUCUUUUACCAGAAAGCACACCUCAUUCAGCAUCAAAAGAUCCAGUCAGGGGAGAAACGUUAUGAAUGUGAGGAAUGUGGGGAAUCCUUUUGUCCCAAUUCACAUUCUAUUCAUUAUCCUGGAACUCAUAUGGGGGUCAAUGUCUGUGAAUGUAGUGAAUGUGGGAAAACUUUCUGUCAGAAAUCAAACCUCAGUGAAUAUCUGUCAGCUCAUACAAAAGAGAAACCUAGUGAUAACAACGGACGUGGGAAAUCUUACAAGAAGUCUUCCCUCACCAUACACCAGAGAACACACAGAGAUAGGAAACCCUUUCAAGGUAAUGAAUAUGGGAAAACAUUCUCCAAGAUGGCACAUCUCACAAAAUAUCAGAGAAUUCACACAGGGGAGAAGCUGUAUGAAUGUAUCGAAUGUGGGAAAACUUUCUCCAAGACAUCGCAUCUCAGAGCACAUCAGAGAAUUCACACAGGCAAAACAGCCUAUGAAUGUAUUGAGUGUAGGAAAACUUUCUCUCACAAGACUCACCUCCUUGCACAUCAGAGAAUUCAUACAGGGGAGAAACCUUGUGAAUGUAAUGAAUGUGGGAAAACUUUUGCUGAUAAUUCAACCCUCAGAGCACAUCAGAGAACUCACACAGGGGAGAAACCCUACGAGUGUAAUGAUUGUGGGAAGUCUUUUGCCCAUAUAUCUGUUCUCAGAGGACAUCAGAGAAUUCACACGGGGGAGAAACCUUACGAAUGUUAUGACUGUGGGAGAUCUUUUGCCCAUCAUUCAGCUCUCAGAGCACAUCAGAGAGUUCACACAGGUGAGAAACCCUAUGAAUGUAAUGACUGUGAGAAAACUUUUGCCCAUAAUUCAGCUCUCAGAGUACAUCAGAGAGUUCACACAGGGGAGAAACCAUAUGAAUGUAACGUGUGUGAGAAAACCUUUGCCCAUAAUUCAGCCCUCAGAGCGCAUCAGAAAAUUCACACCGGGGAGAAACUCUAUCAAUGUAAUGAAUGUGGGAAAACUUUUUCCCAGAAGACACACCUCAGUACACAUGAGAGGAUUCACACAGGGGAGAAGCCCUAUGAGUGUACUGAAUGUGGGAAAACCUUCUCCCAGAAAUCAUACCUCAGUGGUCAUGAGAGAAUUCACAAAGCGGAAAAACCUUAUGAAUGUAACGAAUGUGGGAAAACCUUCGUUUAUAAGGCAGCCCUCAUAGUCCAUCAGAGAAUUCACACAGGAGAGAAACCAUAUGAAUGUAACGAAUGUGGGAAAACUUUCUCCCAAAGGACACACCUCAGUGCACAUCAGCGAACUCACACAGGGGAGAAACCUUAUGAAUGUAAUGAAUGUGCGAAAACUUUUGCUGAUAAUUCAGCCCUCAGGGCACAUCAGAGAAUUCACACAGGGGAGAAACCCUAUGAAUGUAAUGAAUGUGGGAAAACUUUCACCAAGACAUCACACCUCAGAGCACAUCUGAGGACUCGUGCAGGGGAGAAACCCUAUGAAUGUAAUGAAUGUGGGAAAACUUUCUCCCAGAAGUCAUAUGUUAGUGCACAUCAGAGAAUUCACACAGGGGAGAAACCCUAUGAGUGUAAUGUAUGUGGGAAAUCUUUUGCCCAUAAUUCCACCCUCAGAGUACAUCAGAGGAUUCAUACAGGUGUAAAAUCCUAUGAAUGUAAUGAAUGUGGGAAAACUUUCUCCCAGAAGUCACACCUUAGUGCACAUCAGAGAAUUCACACAGGGGAGAAACCCUAUGAGUGUAAUGAAUGUGGGAAAUCUUUUGCCCAAAAUUCAACUCUGAGAGUCCACCAAAGAAUUCACACAGGGGAAAAGCCCUAUGAAUGUAACGACUGUGGGAAAACUUUUGUCCGUAAGGCAGCUCUUAGAGUACAUCACACCAGAAUGCACACCAGAGAGAAAACCCUUGCAUGUAAUGAAUUUGGAAAGUCCUAAAGGAACUCAUAUGUUAUUAGGUAACACACAGGGGAGAAGCUCGUGUCACGUAGACCUGCAGAUUAUUUCCCUUAACUAAUUCCUUUUCCACUAGGCACAUAGCUUGCCUAAGUUUCCCAGUCUGUCCUUCAUCCAGGUGCGGCUGGUCAUGGAAUAUGACACUACUACAUUUAAGCUAAGUCUGGACUUAAAAAGUCACCUUAGAUUCUUCCUGUCCUGUGUUAUACUGGAAUGGAGAGACUUCCAUGCAGACUUGGGUGCUGUGUGUUGAAGAUGGUAGAGCACAAGGUGAAAGAGACUAGAAUCUGAAUAACUGGGUGAAACAGAAUUCUCCACUAACAUCUUCACCAGUUGGCUUUUUGUUUUUUUAGGCAAGGAUUAAGUUUGGCUGUGUUGAGCUCUUACAGAUUUUGGUCUAUUGAUUAAAUGCAAUAGCUUAGCCAAUUCUCUGUUAGAGUAGGAUGAAACACUGAAUAUAAUGAAUGUCAGAAGACCACCAAGAAUUCAACCUGUCGUUGUACAUCAGAGACUCCACAUGAGGAGGAAGAAAACUUCUGUCAAUAUCUUGAAUGAUCAGCCUUCAUCAAAAAUCAGAGAAAUCUCAGGGAAAAACACAAAAGCCUUGUACUGCAAAGUGAACUUCAUUAAACAUGAAAUAAUUAAAACUAGACUAAAAUCUUAUAUUUUGAUAAGUGAAACUUUUUACAGAUACGUUUGUGUGUUGUCUAACAAUGGUAUACGUUCUAAGAAAUGGGUUGUUAGGCGAUGUUGUCGUGUGAACAUCAUAGAGUACUUACACAGACGUAGGUGGUGUAGCCUACUACACAUCUGGGCUGUAUGGUACUAGUCUUACGGGACCACCGUCGCAUGUGUGGUCUGGCAUUGACUGAAACGUUAUGUGGCUUGUGACUGUACUGAGUUUGCUUCAGAGAACGUUUUUCUGAGGAAAUAAAUCAGUUUCUGAAUUGAAGAUCAAAUCUUCGCCUAGAACUGAUGUGCCAAAACUUGUGUUUUCCAUGUAAUACCAAGUUUUAUAGAAUAUAAAGAAGAAAAUAUUUACCUCUACACAAACUGACUGUGGAAUGUGAAGUUUUAAAGAUGGAGGAGUAACUUGAAUUCUUUGGACAGUACCAAUAAAUGUUUGUGACUAGUAUCUGAGCUAU
Ceratotherium simum simum (southern white rhinoceros) is the source of this 4130-nucleotide messenger RNA. Lineage: Eukaryota; Metazoa; Chordata; Mammalia; Perissodactyla; Rhinocerotidae. The record is from RefSeq and is a predicted model, not a curated record.